Messenger RNA from Melitaea cinxia (Glanville fritillary), 3791 nucleotides. It is a transcript of the gene Reps, whose product is annotated as ralBP1-associated Eps domain-containing protein 1. Bases 11 to 2086 code for a protein of 691 amino acids. The transcript is spliced from 5 exons. Gene Ontology annotation, molecular function: protein binding; calcium ion binding. Gene Ontology annotation, cellular component: cytoplasm; plasma membrane. Lineage: Eukaryota; Metazoa; Arthropoda; Insecta; Lepidoptera; Nymphalidae. The record is from RefSeq and is a predicted model, not a curated record. Gene Ontology annotation, biological process: endosomal transport; endocytosis.
UUUUAUUAUAAUGGAGGAUCUCAAUUUGACAGAGACCGAAAUGAGAUAUUUCGGUGAUUUGUUUUUAUGUUGCGACGAAGAAUCAAACGGGAAAAUACCGAUUCUAAAGGCCACAGAAUUAUUUAGAUCCUCUAACAUACCCAAUGAUGUAUUACGACAGAUCAUGGACAUAAGUGUGGCACCCAAUACCUGUAGCGCAUUGAAUCACAUGAAUAGAAAACAAUUUUAUUCUGCAUUAAAAUUAAUAGCAGCUUUUCAAACAAAUAUGUCUUUAAAACCUGAAUUACUUUCGACGCCACUAGACCUUCCUCUUCCAAGGUUUACAUGGGCACUUAAUUCAGAUGCUAACGCCGAUUUAAUACAGUUAUCUAAUUCUCCAAAAGAGCAGCAUAUAUCAAAAAGGCAAAGGAAUUUUGUUGACAAUCUUGGAGAAUAUGAACCCAUAGGUUUACUAUCGAACCUGUCUGAUGGUGAUGUUCCCCAAGCGCUGUCUCACGAUGCCACGGAGGCUCUAAGUACUGAUUCUGAAAUGGAAUCUGAAACUACAUCACAAAGAUCGGGAUCUUGUGGGAGAAGAGCAAACGCUGGUUCACCCUGGAGUACUGCAAGUGAAAGCCCGACCCCGACAAAUAGUGUGGCAGAACGGGUCCAUCCUGUAUGGGAACACAGUGCAACAGGACGUGGUGUUUGGCCUACUAACACUGCUGAAGAACAUACAAGACUUUUAGGCACGGAAGAGGAGUCUUCAGACCGACACUCAUCGGAAGAGGAGGGCGAGGUGGAAGGGGACGUGUUCGCGAUCAGCGAGGCGCAAGCGCGGCACUACGCGGCUCAGUUCGCGCAACUGCGGCCCGAGCGUGGCUUGCUCUCCGGACAGACUGCUAGGUUGUUCUUCGAAAAGUCGCGACUCUCUGUUCCAGAUUUAAGGAAAAUCUGGCUAUUAUCCGAUAUAACAAAGGACGGUAUGCUCACAUUGGAGGAGUUCAGCAUAGCGAUGCAUUUGAUCGUUCUGAGGCGGAACAACAUCCCUGUGCCAGAUGUGUUGCCCGCCUGCCUCUUGCCCAAAGUGGACUCCAACUUCUCUCAGCAGGCCAUCACAACCGAUUUAGUCGAUCUGGGCGCCGACAUGUUCAGCUCGGGAACCUCGGCCGACUUUAACUUCGCACCCAAACCAGAAAACAACGAUCCGUACGAGAGCAAAGUCAAGAAAACUGAAGACCGGCCGCCCUCCCUUUCUCCGCCGAAACCGGAACCGCAGGCGAACAAGGAGUGGACUAAAUUCGUCGACUCGCCCACAUCGAGCGUGUCGAGCCCCGGCCCGAAGCCGGUCAACUUCGAUUUCCACAAGUCUGCUCUCGAGAGGGAUCCGAAGAUCUUUCACCCGGUGGCGCUUCGCGUCACUCCGGACGCGAACGCGUUGCCCGAAGACGCGCGUGUUAGUACGUCGCCGCGUCGGGACGACUUUGCGCUCGCCUUCGAGCCUCCCAGCCCGAAGCGACUUAACUCAACUGAGCCGCCGGCCAACGGGAACGAGAUUAAAUCGAUCCAGCGCCCGCAGCCGAAGAAGCCCGUAAAGAGUGUCGGGGUGUUGCCUCCGCCUCCCGCGCGCGAGUCUGUCGCCACCGUGGACGAGGGUCCGCAGUCGCUGCAGUACGCGCCCAAGAAGGAGCCCCCCCCGCCGCCGCCGCCGCGGCCUCUCCGCAACCACGCGCGCUCCAGCUCGCUGGACCUCACGCGACUGAAGGGUGCGCCCCCGCCGCCGCAACCUCCCCCUCGCUCCUCCCCCUCCGGCCCCUCGCCCCCGCGCCGCCCCCCCGCGCGCGACGAGCCUGCUUUCCCUCCGGACACCUUCGACACGAACUACGAUGAGCCCGUUUACGCGCCAAAAAUGCAUGGUGCCUUCGAGGUGUACCGGAAGCCGUCUCGUGAAUCAUCGGGCGAGCCGGAACCGGAUGUGAAGGCUCUGAGGGAGCAAAACGCCGUACUGCACCGCGUGUGUCGCGCCCUAAUGGCGGAAUUGGCUGACGUGACACGCGAGCGCGAGGCGCUGCGCGUGCGCCUCGACGCGCACUCCACACCCGUCUAGUCACACACAACCCACAAACCCAACUCCGCUCUUCCCCAUCCACCCUACGUUACUAUGUUUAAAACCACGUUCACGUUAUCGAUCCGUGUAAUCUCAUGAAUAAUUUCAUAUUUGUUAUAAUCUGUGCGAUUUCUUUUCGCUUCUAACGGAUAACGCUCUCCCGUCCGGUAUCCUCCCUGUAUAUUUAUUUUAACUCGUUCACGUUAUCUAUCCGUGUAAUCUCAUAAAAUAUUUUUGUAUUUAUUCGUUCUAUUCUGUGCGAUUUCAUUAUGAUCGUUGUUGUACUCGAGAACGGCUUAAGCGUAUUCGGUCCUAACGGAUAACGAAAUAUAAUUUAGAUAGAGCGUUUCUAAUGUUAAAUGUUUAAAGAAUUCUCAGAAAUGUUCGUUACAUUUAAACGUCAGUUUUGUUGUAAAUUAAAGUAAUUAGAGUGCUAAGAACUAUUCGCGUUUUCUUUGAGAAAAUUAAAAAGAUCGUUGCAAUCCUUGCAUCGUCUAAAGAAUUUGAGACGCAUCUUAAAAAUCGAAGCUUAAUUAAAUUGAAGAGGCUAUAGAAUUUUCCAAUGAUUUUAAUAUAUUCUCGUCAUUGUUUCGUCUAUAAAUUUUCAAAAACAUUUCGCAUCUUUUGACUGUAUAAUAUUUUAUAAAUCCCUUAAAUUUUAUUAUUUGUAUAAACUUGUAGAAUUGGUUCAACAAAAUAACUACCUCAAAAUUUUUACAUAAAUAUAGAUGUUUCUAGCUUUGCAGAAUAUUUGUUAAUAGUAAUAUUACUGGAACUAUUUCAAAUAGACUCAUUUAAAAUAAAAACAUUCAAUCUUACUACCCUCAAAGCCAAUCUUUGAAAAUUUCAAACGUUUCUAAAACUAUUGUACUAGUAAGUUGUAAUCUGAUCUUUAUAGCACAAUUCUGAAAAUGGAUUAAGUUAUUUCUAUAAAACACAAAGAAAGUUAUGGCAUUUAAGUAUUUAUAUAUUUAAAUUAUCUGCUUUCGCGAACAUAUUUAAAUGUAAGUAGUUAUUUUUAUAUAUUGAAAAAAGUGGCGCUAGAAUUGCUUAAAUUGCAUUCCUAAUAUUAUUGUUUUUACGCUUUAUUGUAAAAAAUAUAAAAAAAAAAAACGAAAUAAAAAAUCUUAACUAAAAUAAUAUGUGAAUGUUGUAUAUUAUCGUUAGAAUUAGCUUCUGUAAAUGUAAAAGAUGGAAAGACUUAAGAUUUUGAAAUGCGGUUUACAUGGGAUUUGUAUGUAGAUAGAUAAUGAUUGUCUUAUUGCCAUUAAAAUAUCUCAUAUAUGUAUAAAAUAUUUAAUAUUUUCGUCUGGCAACUAUUGAUCGCUGAGAACUCGGGCGUUAAUCUAAGUGAUGUUAUGAAAGAAUAAAUAUUACAUUAUUAGAAUAAUAUAAAUAGUGAAACAAAGUGUGAAACAACUUGUACGAUAUAAGAUUAUUGUAAAAGUAUUUAUCGUUUAUUUUAGUCAUAUUUUAAGAACAUCGUACUUUAUUGAAACCUAUUAAUCGAAACUAUGUAAAUAUUAUUUUCUAUCCCAUUGCGUAUUUUGGUACCUAUCUACUGUAAGCUUUUUGACCUCACAAAUCUCUAUUUCGGUCCAAUUUUUGUAAAACUAACAAUGUUCACCAUUAUAUUUACCUAUUUAUGUUCAAAAUAUGCAUAUGAUUGUAGUAAACUAUGUACAAUAAAAGAAUUUCAAAAUUA